This is a messenger RNA of Dovyalis caffra, 588 nucleotides long. The record is from the annotation of a GenBank genome assembly. NCBI's taxonomy places the organism in Eukaryota, Viridiplantae, Streptophyta, Magnoliopsida, Malpighiales, Salicaceae.
AUGGUUUCGAGCUUCAAAAUUCUGUCAAUCCUGGUUCUGGCCCUUGCCAUCUGUGUGCAAGCUGCUCUAGGAGAAAUAAUAUGUGAGCGUCUUGACCAAGACACCUGUGCCUAUGCAAUCUCAUCGUCCGGCAAGCGUUGCUUGCUCGAGAAACGCAUAAAAAGGACCGGAGAAGAAGCAUACACAUGCCGCACGUCCGAAAUUGAGGCUGAUAGAUUGAAGAACUGGAUUGAAAAAGACCAAUGCAUCAAAGCAUGUGGACUUGACAGAAAGUCACUUGGCAUCUCGUCCGACUCUCUUCUCGAGUCUCGCUUCUCUCAACAACUUUGCUCUCCUCAGUGCUACCACAGCUGCCCUAACGUUGUCGAUCUAUACUUCAACCUCGCUGCCGCUGAAGGUGUUUUUCUUCCCAAAUUAUGUGAGGUGCACGAGGGAAAUGUCAGAAGAGGAUUGAUGGCUGAUAUCAAAAGCUCUGGUUAUGUUGCACCAGGACCAGAUCACCCAGUGAAGUACACUUAUGCUCCAGGUCCAGCUGAACCAGUCACAUACACAUAUGCCCCAGCUCCAACAACUCCACCUUAUUAUUGA